GAAGCCUUACAAAUGAUAUUAAGUCAGAAUGUGCUUUUUUUGCAUGGUGUCUGUCAGCAAAGUGUUAUUUAUGAAGGUAUUGGUUUGUUGCUAAUCCUUUUUACCUUUUAACAUAGGAGUGGUGUUGGCAUCAUAUGAGUUACUCCAAAACCCAGUUGUCUUCAUAAUACAUGUAAUAUAUCUUUUCUGCUCUUUCAUCAACUCAAGUGAGUAGAAACAGACAGAAUGUGGACUUACUAAAGAGGAAAAUCAUCAGAAACCUUUUAUCUUGUUGGUUUGGUCUGUGGCAGCACGGUCUCCUCAUUAAAGAGCACAAUGCUUGUGGUAACUAAGUUCCUCACUCUCUUAACAUAAUGUUUGUAGCUGCCUUGCCACCUGAGGUACACAGAUGGUUAUUUUGUUGGCAUACCUCAUCUUGGAGGAAAAUCAACAAAAGCUAGUUAAGCAGUCUAGAAAGAGGUUAUUUAAAGUCAAAUAUUACAGCCACCACGUUCCCUGCUUGUUCUAGAGCCAGGGCUUGUAUUCCCUGUUUAGAUGUAAAAUGGGAGAGACCAAAGCCUCAGUAUGUCGCUGAUGUGGGGCAAGUACUGGUGAAAGGUGACACAGCAGCCAGUUCUGUGAUGCUGGCCCAUGACCAUCUUCCCCACUUCUGGCUCGUUCAAAAUUUGUCGACUCUUUGGGGUUUUUUCCAUUUAUUAUUUCCUACCUUUUUGGUGGGUUUUUUUGUUUUGGUUGGUUUUCUUCCGGUUACUUCAUUUAUCAGUUUUAGACCCUGGCUACAAGCUGAACUAGUCCAGAACCUUUUCCCCCUUGAUUUUGCUUGUCUGCAGUCCGAGAGACGGCGACUGCCGCUGGAGGCCGCGGGGCUGGGCUCGGCUCGCUGCGUGCGCUGCCGGCGAGGAGCGCAGCCAGGAAGGAAGUGCCCGCCUCGUGCCCUUCCUCCAGUGCCAAGUGGAACCCAAGAUGAAAUUCCACUCAGUCGUCCCAAAAAAAGAAAAUCCAAAGGAAAGACUCCAUUAGAUGGCAUUGUGCAAGCAGCAGUUCGUCGGCAGUCUGAGAGCAGCGAGCCCCUGACUCCUGAACCUCCUGAUGCCCCUCCUCAGAGGAAACGCAAGAAGAAGAAAGUACCUACCGAUUCUGAGACCUCUUUUACCCAGAAAAAUGUGGCAUCCCUAUUUCAGAAUGGAAAUGGCAUGGAUGUCCCUGAAGCUGAAGAAACAGUGACCCGCAAGCAGAGAAAAAGAACAAAGAAACCUCGGCCAGCCGAAGUGAGCUCCAAUGAGCUGGAAGUGGAGGAGGAAGACAUCAUUGAAGAUGAGCACAGGAAGAGCCCAGAUCAGCAGCCUGUGUUUGCUGCUCCCACUGGAAUUAGUCAGCCUGUUAGCAAAGUGUUUGUUGAAAAAAAUCGGCGUUUUCAGGCAGCUGAUCGUGCAGAAUUGAUUAAAACCACUGAAAAUAUCAAUGUACUUCUGGAUGUGAAGGCUUCAUGGACUACUAGAGAUGUUGCCCUCUCAGUGCACCGAAGUUUCAGGGUGUUGGGCCUCUUCACCCAUGGCUUCCUGGCUGGUUAUGCUGUAUGGAACAUCGUGGUUAUCUACAUUUUGGCAGGAAAUGAGCUUUCUAUGGUUUCUAACCUGCUUGAGCAGUAUAAGACAAUAGCAUACCCAGCUCAAAGUUUGUUCUAUUUUUUGCUGUCUAUCAGUACAAUCUCAGCCUUUGACAGGAUUGAUCUGGCUAAAGCAUCAGUUGCACUGAGGGGCUUUCUUACCCUAGACCCAGCAGCACUAGCUUCUUUCUUGUACUUUGCUGCUCUUAUCUUAUCCUUAAGCCAGCAGAUGACGUGUGACAGAAUCAACCUGUACACACCGCCUUCGGAAAACGGCAGUAUCUGGACCGCAGGUACAGAGGCAGAAAUUGUUCAUUCGUGGGUUGUGGUGAAUCUCGUAGUGUCUGUUCUAGUUGGGACAAGUUGGAUCUUCUUAAGUUCCCGACCAGAGCUAGACCACAGUGAAGAAUUGAUGUUUCAUUCUGAAAUUGAAGAAUUUCCUCACGGAGAUGUCAUACCCAGAGUCCAGCCAUAAGUGUGGAACAAGACUGUAUACAUUGUAGCUGUGACUGAUGGCUCAACAUGUUGUGUAUUAUAGCUAUGUAUUAUAAUUUUCAUAAAGAAAAAAAUGUAUUUUUAUAUUGUAUAUAUUUAAUGUUGAUCUUUUUAUGUGUGUUACAGUUUCCAAAUGUGAUUGACAACUUUUAUACGUUUGCUUUUUAUUUUACAAAGUAGAUUAUCCCUAGUGCAUAAAGUGAAGGUGAUUUUGUAAAUACUACUACCUACAUAACCAAAGACACUAGAGGGAUGCAGAAGAUCAGGUGUUCAGUGCUUUUUUGACUGCUGUGUAGUCUUCAACAACCUGCUUUUGUUACCAAUGCAAACAGCAGUUAGAUUAUCUGAUUUGGUUAAACAUUUUCUAGAUAUUAAAAAGAAAUCUUACAAGAAGUAGUCUAAGGAAAAUUUAUAACAAAACAGAGUUAGGAGACAUAAAUGCCACCAAGUUAGUAAUCUUAAAAUAAUUACAUUUAUUUGUCAUUAAAAUAUUUUUCUAGAAUAAAGGAUUAAAUUGACAGGGAUUUUGUUUAAUAAUUCAUAAAAGAGGUCACUUUUUUAUCUUGAUUUAGUUCUCUUGACAAGAAUCUUGAUGAUAACAAGUUCUUACAUGCUGAUGUAGAUACGAGACAAAGAAGUUUUAAUGUUCCAACAGUUUGGCCAGUUAAAUACAUCUUCUCAUCAAACAGGAUGUUUUUGUGUUGCCAACAGGAUGUAUCUGUGUCCUGUAAUUUCUCAGCAGUCAGGAAGCAUAACUAUUCCAAAGCCACUCAAGGAAAAUGUUCUGAUGUAUCCUUACCUGGUAUGGCAAGAACAAUCAUUUUAUUCACUACUCUUUCUAAACAAACAUGGAUUUCAUAGAUGUUACAAAUGUUCUACUCCUACCUGUUUUGAUGGCGAUUGCUUUCCGCCAAAUUGUUGAUUUGUGUUAGGAUAGAAUGGGAAACUUCUUCCUAAAAUGAUAAGAAAAUGCUUAUUAAAUCAACCCAAAAAGUCUGCAGCAACCCACCUUCUAUGCAGUGGGAUAGUAGCAAUUGUGGCAGGUGAUGGGUUUUGCUGGUGAGAAGCAACAUUCCUUUUCCUUUAUAUUGAAGAGGCAAAAUGAAAGCAUUGCAGAUGUGAAUAAAUACAGAUAGAUUGCAGGACAAAACGAUCUCCUUGGUAGACACAGACAAGGUCUAAUUUGAAAACCAUUUAUAAGAAAAUAUAACCUAAAGCCCAAAACUUGUUUAUGUGUGUACUUAACAUAUAUUGAUUAUGCCUUGUUUGAUUUAAUACGUGUGGGUGGUUGUAAAAGGAGUGUACUUGUCAAAGUCCACUGGAGAAUUACUGAACUUUUUUUAGUAGUGAAGUUAAGAGUAGUCAGAUAAGACUUGAAAGGAAAUGUCAAAGAGCUUUCGGUGCUUUCUGUGCUAAUUUUGUGCUGUUACCUGAGUUGCUUCAAAACAAACAUGGGAAUGUGAAUAACUAGGGCUGUUGCUGCCCUGUUGAGGACUUGUGUUCUCUUGUGUCCAUUCAGCAAAUUUCAGUUCAUGGCGUCUUUUAAAUACUCUGGUAAUCUUGAUGGGGAGGAAAAAGGCAUCUACAAGCAUUAAAAGAUGUUCCAUAGCUGUUGGCUGCAUUCUGAGGCAUUCAGCUUGCUGUGGGAAGGAGCCCUUAGCCUCUUUCGGAAAUUGCUGUGGCUCUUGUGUCUGUAUUUUUGUGAAACUAGAGCUAAAUGACAGCUGGCACUGCAUUGUACAUUAAAAUGGAGAGAUUUGGGGUGAUGGUCUCCUUUAGUUGUGCGUUUGAUGUUUUUGCAAUGAUUUGACUGUAGGAGAUGAGACAGGAAAUAGUCCCAUGUUUGCCAGUACACUUUCUCCUGAUGUUGUGUGUUUGCUGUCAGAGUCACUGACCUCCUGAAGAUGAGAUUAUUAAUGGCAUGGCUGCAUCACUUUCAUUUUGGUAUGGUCAGAAGUGUAAUUUUGCCCAUAAAAUACAGAGCUCAGCAGAAGUAUGCUAAGGCAUCACAUCAGUACAGGAAAAACUUGGAUAAUAUUUGAUUUCUGACAUUAACACUAGGAAUUGGUCUUCCAACUAUCCCUUAGACAAAGUGAUGCCAGCCAAGACCCACAUUCAUUCUUAUUGUGAAAUACAGCAGUUUUUAUAUGGGAUUGAAUUAGUGAACUUCAUGUGAUCAGUAUUUCAAGCCAGGCUUGCCUUUCCAGUGUGUAUUUUUAGGAGGGUCUGAGUGUAUCCAUAUUUAAAUUAAUGAGUUUUGAGGUUGCCAUAUAAAAAGCACAAUAAAUAAUUUGAUGGCUAAUUAUCUAUUUUACAAAAUACUUUUCAUUCCAUUCAGCCUCACAGUGGAAUAUGAGUUUAAGUGAGCUUUUUUUUUUUUAUUAGUUUCUUGGAUAGUCUUGGAAUGAGUUUAUAAAGUAGAUGUUUAAUUCUAGAACAUGCAAUACUUGUAGAAGCCUUAACUGAAAUGCCUUUGUGCAUUUCCAUAUUGUUUUUAAUGCAUUUGUGUUAAUGAAAAAAAUUUUUCAGAUAUGUUGGUGCCAAGUUUUUGUUUUUACAUGUAUGAAACAAUUAAACA
This is a messenger RNA of Catharus ustulatus (Swainson's thrush), 4679 nucleotides long. RefSeq names its product transmembrane protein 237 (gene TMEM237). Gene Ontology annotation, cellular component: ciliary transition zone. The record is from RefSeq and is a predicted model, not a curated record. The transcript is spliced from 13 exons. Gene Ontology annotation, biological process: cilium assembly. Lineage: Eukaryota; Metazoa; Chordata; Aves; Passeriformes; Turdidae. The coding region runs from base 621 to 2081 and encodes 486 amino acids.